CACACACUAAAACACCCCACAAAACACACAGAACCCAUCACAGAGAAGAAAGAGAAGAGAAUACUCCUGUCAGAAUAUCAGAACACUACAUUUAUUCCCUUUUCUUUCUCUUUUAUCUCUUCCUUUGCUUGCCAACUUUUGAUUUUUUUUCUCUUUUAUUUUCUUGCUUUUUAGUAUAGUAUAAAUAUAUCUGCUUUCUUUCUAUUUCAACUUUUCUAUCUGUUUGCUCAUCUGGGGUGCUUUACUUUGUUCUGAAUUCUUCUUCCUCUUUCUCUGUUGGCUUCUUCUUCACCUUUUUUACCCUCCUAUUAUUCCCAUAAAUAUUCCCUGCCUUUUCUUUUCUUUGUUUUUCAGUGGAAGUAUUUCUUUGAUUCUCAGUGGAGUGUUUGAAGCUCUGGAAAAAUGGCUGCAGAUAUCAGCCACCCUCCCAUGGAGCAGCUACAGGACCUUGAAUACUGCAUAGACUCCAAUCCUCCAUGGCCUGAAACUAUCUUGUUGGCAUUUCAAAACUACAUAUUAGUCAUUGGCACAAGUGUAAUGAUCCCCACAGCCCUUGUUCCCUUGAUGGGAGGAUCUGAUGGAGAUAAAGCACGAGUGAUACAAACUUUACUUUUUGUAGCUGGCAUUAACACACUUCUCCAAGCACUCUUUGGAACUAGGCUACCUGCUAUAGUGGGAGGCUCUUUUGCCUACGUCAUCCCAGUAAUCUAUAUCAUCAGCGACUCAUCUCUGCAGCGAAUCGAAGAGCCACAUGCAAGAUUUAUACAAACUAUGCGAGCUAUUCAAGGGGCUCUAAUUGUUGCUGCUAGCAUACAAAUAAUACUGGGGUAUAGUCAAGUUUGGGGACUCUUUUCACGAUUUUUCAGUCCCCUUGGCAUGGCACCAGUGGUUGGAUUGGUUGGUCUUGGAUUAUUUCAGCGAGGGUUUCCUGUGCUUGGGAAUUGUGUUGAAAUUGGUCUCCCAAUGCUAUUGCUGGUUAUUGGCCUGUCACAAUAUCUAAAGCAUGUUAAACCCCUGAGAGAUUACCCCAUUUUCGAAAGGUUUCCUGUGUUGAUAUGUGUCACAAUUAUCUGGAUAUACUCCAUCAUUCUAACUGCUAGUGGAGCUUAUCGAGGCAAACCAGCUAAGACUCAAUAUAGCUGCCGUACAGACAAAGCAGAUCUGAUAUCUACUGCUCCCUGGUUCAAGUUCCCAUAUCCUCUGCAGUGGGGCCCACCUACUUUUGCAGCUGGUCAUUCAUUUGCUAUGAUGUCUGCUGUUCUUGUGUCAAUGGUUGAGUCAACUGGGGCCUAUAAGGCAGCAUCUCGUCUGGCAAUAGCUACUCCACCACCAGCCUAUGUACUUAGCCGCGGCAUUGGUUGGCAGGUGAGAUGAUUUUGAAUAUUACCAUACACGGACGACUUUCUUCAGCA
Molecule: messenger RNA, 1412 nt
Organism: Coffea arabica (coffee)
Lineage: Eukaryota; Viridiplantae; Streptophyta; Magnoliopsida; Gentianales; Rubiaceae
Source: RefSeq, a predicted model, not a curated record